Messenger RNA from Musca vetustissima, 726 nucleotides. RefSeq names its product large ribosomal subunit protein mL64 (gene CRIF). The transcript has a single exon. Gene Ontology annotation, cellular component: nucleus. The record is from RefSeq and is a predicted model, not a curated record. Bases 1 to 726 code for a protein of 241 amino acids. Lineage: Eukaryota; Metazoa; Arthropoda; Insecta; Diptera; Muscidae.
AUGAAUGUUUUGGGUGUUAGAAAAACACUGGAAGUGAAUAUUCUAAAUAUCGUGCGGCGACAGCGAUUUUCUAAUGCAUCUGCCAUUGAAGAUAAUGUAGAAAAGGUGCAGCCUCCUGAUGUUUUUGAAGUGGGUAGUGAGAAGGUUACUGUUAAACGUGACAAAUCUGGACUUCUGCAACAACAUAGGAAUAUUCUUCAUAAUAAAACACCAUACAAAGAGCCCCACUCAUGGAUACACCUAACAGAAAAAUACCAGAGAAAGGUUUUUGCCCGGUAUGGAUCCGAAAGUGGUGUAGACCCACGGAUAUGUUUUCCAAAUAAUUUUGACUUUAAGUUGCAGUGCAUUUAUGAGAAAGAAAUUGAACCAAAGUCAUUUUCUGACAUGGUUAUGAAAUCAAGGCAGGAAGAGCAAAAACAAGUCCAAGAAAUCAAAAGUCGCGAGGAAGCCAUUGCGCAAAAUAUGGAAAAACUUGAACAAUGGAAAAAAGAUUUGCAAAACAAAAUAUUGAAAAAAGAAGCAGAUGCUAUUGCAGCUAAACAGAGAAAAGAACGGCUAGUAGAAGAGGUGCGAAGGCACUUUGGAUAUAAAGUUGAUCCUCGCGAUGAAAGGUUCAAAGAAGUACUUGAACAGAAGGAACGAGAAGAGAAGAAGCUUCAAAGAGAAGCAAAGAGGCAAGCGAAAGAACAGAAACUCAUGGCGAAAUUGACUGGGAAUUCAGCAUAA